Molecule: messenger RNA, 246 nt
Organism: Lottia gigantea (owl limpet)
Lineage: Eukaryota; Metazoa; Mollusca; Gastropoda; Lottiidae
Exons: 1
Source: RefSeq, a predicted model, not a curated record
UUCAUUGGUAGCAUUAGUCGAGUUUGUUACAUUGGUAGCAUUAGUCGAGUUUGUUACAUUGGUAGCAUUAGUCGAGUUUGUUACAUUGGUAGCAUUAGUCGAGUUUGUUACAUUGGUAGCAUUAGUCGAGUUUGUUACAUUGGUAGCAUUAGUCGAGUUUGUUACAUUGGUAGCAUUAGUCGAGUUUGUUACAUUAGUAGCAUUAGUCGAGUUUGUUACAUUGGUAGCAUUAGUCGAGUUUUGUUA